Rosa chinensis is the source of this 3015-nucleotide messenger RNA. RefSeq names its product protein RRP6-like 3. Gene Ontology annotation, cellular component: nucleolus; nuclear exosome (RNase complex). Lineage: Eukaryota; Viridiplantae; Streptophyta; Magnoliopsida; Rosales; Rosaceae. Gene Ontology annotation, molecular function: 3'-5'-RNA exonuclease activity; nucleic acid binding; nucleotide binding. The coding region runs from base 16 to 2772 and encodes 918 amino acids. The transcript is spliced from 12 exons. Gene Ontology annotation, biological process: nuclear polyadenylation-dependent snoRNA catabolic process; exonucleolytic trimming to generate mature 3'-end of 5.8S rRNA from tricistronic rRNA transcript (SSU-rRNA, 5.8S rRNA, LSU-rRNA); nuclear polyadenylation-dependent CUT catabolic process. The record is from RefSeq and is a predicted model, not a curated record.
ACCAGAAACCGAAAAAUGGAGAAGAGAGAAAAGGUGAAGUUGAUAGUAGCGGCGGCCCUCGCAACUCUCUCCGUCUUCUUCCUCUACCGGAGGAGACGCCGAAACUGCCCCCAAACUCACUGUUAUUUACGAGACGACCCGAACAAGCCGCAGCACGGAUUCAAGCGAGUCUUGGCCGACAAUUCCUACUCUCCGUUCAAGCAUUUCAACCCCGCCGACGACUCUAACGUCGGCGGAGCAGAUAAGAAUUGGAAUUCGCAUCCUUACGAGGCGGAGAUCACGGCGGUGAUGGAAAGUCCGCCGAUUGAGCUGAAAUGUGUGACGGAGAAGAAUUUGGAUUCGGAAAUGAGGGAGGAGUAUGUUUGGGUUGAGAAUGAGACUCAGUUGAAGGAAAUGGUUGAGGUUUUGAGUAAAGAGAAGAUCUUUGGGGUUGAUACUGAGCAGCAUAGCUUAAGGUCAUUUUUGGGAUUUACUGCUUUGAUACAGAUUUCGACUGAGAAGGAAGAUUAUUUGCUGGACGCUAUUGCUUUACAUGACAGUAUGAGCCUUUUGCAGCCGGUUUUUGCCGAUGCUAGUAUCUGCAAGGUGUUCCAUGGGGCAGAUAGUGAUGUUCUCUGGCUGCAAAGGGACUUUCAUAUUUAUGUCGUCAAUAUUUUUGAUACUGCAAAGGCUUGUGAAGUGUUGUCAAAACCGCAGAAAUCACUGGCUUAUUUACUUGAAUCUUACUGUGGAGUUGUCACUAACAAAUUGUUUCAGCGUGAAGACUGGAGACAACGCCCUUUGUCAAUGGAAAUGGUGCAAUAUGCUCGGACAGAUGCACACUAUCUCCUUUACAUUGCAGGCCGUUUACUAGCUGAGUUGGAUGUGCUGGAUAAUGAAAACUCUUGUCCCAAUGACAAAUUCCGUUUUGUUCUCGAGGCUAGUCGGCGUUCAAACAUGAUAUGUUUGCAACUGUAUACAAAAGACGUAGAAGCUUCGCCUGGAGAGUCUGCUGCUUCAUCAAUAUUUAGCCGUCAUUUAAAUGGCCAAGGAGGCAUUUCAUCAGCAUCUUAUGAAAUCCAGAAUUCUGUGAGACGACUUUGUGCAUGGAGAGAUUUGAUGGCUCGUGUACAUGAUGAGAGCUUGAGAUAUGUAAUAUCAGAUCAGGCUAUUGUUGCCCUUGCAGAAAAAGCUCCAACUAACCCUGCAGACAUGUUAACCACCAUUGCAGAAGCUGAUGAUAAUGUGGAUUCAAGUUUCAAUUCUGGCCUCUCAUCUCCCUCUCCUGUGGUCUGCAGUCAUUUGAAUGAUUUUUAUUAUCUGCUCCAGAAGAAAGUAGGCAAUCCUGAUGAUCUCUUACCCAUGAUUCUUCAGAACUGCCUGGGUCAAAAAGGGAGUUGCCCACUGUCUGUCUUCAACUAUGCUUUACUGGUUAAUUAUAAUAUGAAAGUACCACUGGUUUCUAAACAAAAUGGGGUCAGAAAUCCAAAGCAAGUCGGUCGAAUGGCUUCGCGAAAGCUGUUUGUUCAAAAAUUUUCCUGCAAAUCCCCAGUUUAUCAUAAUUGCAGGAUCUAUGCAAAUGAUGGGCGUUUGCUGUGUUACUGUGACCGCAGAAAGCUUGAAUGGUAUCUUCAUCGGAAUUUGGCUAAACUUGUUGAGGACAAUCCACCUGGAAUUAUGCUUCUUUUUGAGCCCAAAGGCCGUCCAGAAGAUGAAGGCAAUGAUUUCUACAUUCAAAGUAAGAAAAAUAUGUGUGUUGGCUGCGGUGAAAGAAAUCAUUACUUACGGUACCGAAUUAUUCCCUCAUGCUACAGAAUGCACUUCCCUGAACAUUUGAAAAGCCACCGUUCUCAUGAUAUUGUCCUACUAUGCGUGGACUGUCACGAAAUUGCUCAUGCCGCUGCAGAGAAGUAUAAAAGAAAGAUUGCUGCAGAAUUUGGGAUUCCACUUUUUGUUCGUAAAGUGGUUGAUUCACAACAAGCUCAAUCUUUAUCUGGGGCAUCUGUGCCUGCAACAAAUGUUGAGGAAGCAGGUGUAUCUCCUUUACAGUUGCGAACUGCUGCUAUGGCCCUUUUGCGCCAUGGAUCAACAAUGCCAUCCAAGCGCCGUGAGGAACUGACAGAGAUUGUUAUGACAUUUUAUGGAGGGAGGCAAAUCUCUGAGGAAGAUUUAGAAAAGGCUUUGCUUGUUGGGAUGACUCCUCAUGAGAAAAGACGACUUCAGAAGAAGAAAGGGUUUUCUUUUCAACAUUCUAGAGGGAGUAUUUCUUCAGAUGCAGAGGAGAAAAUUACUGUUAACAUGUCCACAUCUGCCACUCCAGAUGCUUCAGAAGUUGAUACUGUACAUGAAUCUUGCACCAAUGAAGCCAAAGCAUCUAUGAUAAACCAAGAUGAAGAUGUUUUCACAGUGAAGGAUGCUGAUUUAGGCAACUCCGCUUUAGAUUUGAGGAUUGGGGAAAAAGCAUCUCCAAGCAAUGAGAAGAACAUGAGUUCAGAGAUAACCAGAGUGUCCGAUACUACACUUGUUUCUGUUGUAAAUGGUGAUGGUAUUUAUGACCGUAGAAGUACACCAAAUGGAUCAGUAGACUUCCGUUCUACUUCCAAACGUAAUCAUAAAUCAAAACACUCCCUCUUAGGACAUGGUCCACAUGGAAGUCAAGUUGUGGAUCAUCUGUUAAAGGAAUCUGGAGAAGAUGGUAUUAAUCAGUUCUGUCAAAGGUGGAGACAAGUAUUUGUUGAAACUGUUCAUCCCCGUUUUUUACCUGCGGGCUGGGAUAUUACACACAGGGUUUGAUUAUGGGCACUGUUUUUUCCAGUGGUAGGAGGGAUUUUGGAGAAUUUAGCGUCUACAAUCCUACCAAGAAAGCUUCUGCUGUUACUUCAAGUUUUUGAAUCAAUGGUGCAGUUGCAGACGGCAUUGCAUGCUGUUCAUGCUAAUCGUAUUCAAUAGAAAUUCAUUGCUCUUCCUUGUAUCUUAGUGAUUUAUUGUAACUUUUCUUUUCUAUUAGACAAAUAGAAUAGAGUAAUUUUAUUCAUA